Molecule: messenger RNA, 5569 nt
Organism: Anastrepha ludens (Mexican fruit fly)
Lineage: Eukaryota; Metazoa; Arthropoda; Insecta; Diptera; Tephritidae
Product: protein phosphatase 1 regulatory subunit 14B
Exons: 6
Coding region: 1146-1520 (124 amino acids)
Biological process (GO): regulation of phosphorylation
Cellular component (GO): cytoplasm
Molecular function (GO): protein serine/threonine phosphatase inhibitor activity
Source: RefSeq, a predicted model, not a curated record
CUCACUGUGUUCUGUGCUGCUCAGAAAAAGUUGUUCUCAAAAGUGUAAAAGCGUUUUGUGUGGUGCUUUUUGGUGCGUGCAGAUUUUUUCUAUUAUAGCAAAGGCAAAAACAACAAGAGUGUAUCUCUAGCUACAUAACGCGAGGCAGCUGCAUAUAUUUAAAAAUAUUUUAAAGUGCUAAAAAUAAAGCGAAAUAUUAAAAGUAUCCAUUGGAAAAGUGCUAAAAGAAAGUUCUGUUAGCCAGAAGACAUCUAGCGCUUAUACAGGCAAGUUUUCCAAGAAAUAAGAAAUAACAAAACUGUUAGUGUGAUUUGAUGAUAGUGUGAAAUCUUCUUUGGAAAAAAAACAGAAUUUUUUAAAUUUACGCGUUUGUGUAUGGUUUUCAAGCGCUUAUUUGAAAAAAAUAUUACGGCGUCAAGUAAAAGUGUACAAAAGCGUUAAGAAAAAAUUGUUUGCAAUGCAAUAAAGUGGCGUUAGCUGUUGACUACCUACCUGUAAUCCACUUCACCACAAUUGGCUGAGUUUUCUAUUAAGCAUACGUCCGGCAGUAACCACUAUCACCACCACCAUCUACUACCAACAACAGCAACGAGAACAGCAUAACACAACACCUUAGCGUCUGAAAUUGCAAUAGCAAGUGUCAGUUGCUGGUGGCAAGUAAUAAAAAAACAUCAACACUGGGAAUUGUUUUACAGCGAACAGCAUUAAUCAAAUGCGUUGUUAUAUCUAAAGCUAGGCAACACUGCAGUAGCGAGAGAGAGAUUUGACUGCUGAAAGGGGAAGAACACCAACAACAACUGCAAUCGCGGGCAAUGCUACCAGCUGUUAAAAAAUUUGACAAUUAAUUGAAAGUAAAAGAAGCAGGAAAGUCUGAAGAAAAACAAAGGUAUUAUCAAACAAAAUAUCAAUCAACCGCCCACUGUAAUUAAAUUGACAUAGAAGGCUGACAGAGUUGAACUGAGAAAAAUAUAAUAAAACCCAAAACUACAAUUGAACUCAAUUCGCUUUAUUUUGAAGCCAAAUCCAAGCGACAAAGUCCAGCAGCUGGUACGAAAACGUCACAGCAUAUCAAACUCUACGCCAAAAGACAGUAGGAGGUAAAAACAAAAUCGUUCAAAACACAAACACACACAUACACACACAAAAUGCAGUGCGGCCUAGAACAAAUGAACGAUUGCGAACGUUCGCCGAACCGGACCAAUCUGCGCGUCAAUUUCAAUGAGAAGGGUGCUGAGGUGAAGGAGCGACGCGAAAAGUUCCUCACCGCCAAGUAUGGAUCACAUCAGAUGAGCCUGAUACGUAAGCGUUUGGCGGUUGAGAUGUGGUUGUACGAUGAACUGCAGAAACUCUUUGAUCCACCGAGUGAGGCUAUCGAUGUGGAUAUUGAUGAAAUUCUAGAUAUGGACACUGACGACAUAAGGAGAUCUCAUUUGAUUCGGCUACUGUCAGUCUGCAAGCGCCCGCAAUCCGACAUAUCCAAAUUCAUUAGUGAUUUACUUGAUCGUGCAAAAACGCUGUAAAUUAGCUGCGCUAGCGCAUUUGUUACUUUAUUUUUAUGUUUAAUACAAAUAAAAACAAAAAACAAAUAUAAAUAUUUUCUAAGUUUAGUUAAAGAGCUAACUUUUUGAAUGUAAGUUGAGUUUUGUUAAUAAUUAAAUUUUUGAAAAAUCUUCAUAAAUGUUCGAUAAAUCGAUUUUAAUUUAAUUUAAUUUAUUACUAAAAUAUAUCAUAUGAAAAAAAUUGCAUAAUAUUUUAUACCACGACGCAUAUAAUACACACAUACAAACAUUAGCUUGUAAUCAGUUAUUUAGAAAAAACACACAGAAAGAUAUAAAUAAAAUGUGUAGUAUAACCAAAAAAUAUUCACUCAAAUGCAAAUAUCUGUAGCUAAGUAAAAUACAAAAACUCAAAGCAGAAUUAUAAUCGCAGUAAAGUUAAGUUAAUGUAAAAGAUGACUAAACGCAUGACAAAAAACGACAAAAAGUUAAGUAAACCAAAAAAGAUGUAUAAAAAUAAAAUAUAAACGAAAGAAAAAAGAUAAAUUAAUUUUAAUAGCACCCAAAAACUCAAGUCUUCAGGAGUUUGUAUGUUUGUAUUUGCAAAUACGAUUAAAAGGUUGAAAAUGAAUUGCAAACACUGAGAAAAAAACAAAAGCUCACUAUCAUCAAAUCAUCUCGCAAGAUUCAUAUAAAAAGUAUGCUAGUAAAUUGUAAAGGUUUUGAAACUAUGUAUUUUUGUGCGCAAAUUUUAAAAUACAAGGAAGAAGGCAAGCACUCAGUUAUAACUUUGAAUUAUUGAAAGAAAUACCAGUAUUUAUUUUUCCGCUAUUUUUCAAUUCAUAAAAGCCGAAGCAUUUCCAGGCCAGCUUUACAAUAAACAAAACAAAAAACAAUUAUACAAAAUCUUUUUGAACCUCAAUAAAAACUGCCCUUUAUAAACCACCAAUUUUUCAAUAGUAGAUUAUACUCCAACUCUUAAAUACUUAUAGUUUUCAAAACCAAAUUUAGAAACGGGCUAUCCAGUUGUAUUUCACAUACAUAUAUUCAUGCCACAUUGGCAAACAGAAUUAGUUCUGGUAGUUUUUGAAGAUCAAAUAUAUAAGAUAUAUAUUAUUUGAAGUUAGAUUUCAAAGGAUCUGCAAUUGAGUCUUGGUAAUUUGAAGCAAUCUAAUGUAGUGUUUAUCCAACUUAUACGAAUUCAUUGCACAGAAUUUUCAUAGGGAUAUUUUCCAAUCUACAUAUUUGUAUGUAAUUGCUUAGUAAGUUUAUGUAAUGUAUUAUAAUUUUUCCCAUUUAUUAGUUAUUGUGAAAAAUAUGGGUGGACGAAAAUUUGUAAAGUAGAGUUGAUCACCAAAAUAUAUAAGAAAGCUCAGGUUCACUGCCAAAUGAUGUAUGUAUAUAUAAAAGGAAUACAUAUAAAAAUGAGUUAUGUAGGUGUGUGAAAUAAAUAAAACGAAAAUAAUGUUUGAAUAAAUUGAAUGUCGAUAAAAGUUUUAGACUUGCAAUGUGUGCAGUUGUUUUUAUUUCUUUGCCUUUGAGAUAUAAAAAUAUUAAGUAUAAAAAAUUGCUUUGUGUUUGUAGUUAGUAAGUUGGAUGUGCAAAAAUGCUUUGUAAAUGUUAAAAACCGAUCAAAAUAAAUGCAAGCUUAACACAAUUAAUACAGACAAUGAAAGCAAAAUGUUUCGACGGUGUAAGAUUACAGCUGAUGGCUUGUGAACUGAUUUUUAUUUCAAGUUUAAUUAAUUUAAAAUGCGCUUAAAUUGAAUAUUUAAUUUAAUUGAAUAAAAGUUUUAAUUUUUAUGUAUCUAUUUUUGAAGAAUAAGUAGAUUCACACAAAACUGCAACCCACUCACUUUUUAGAUCAUCAAUCUUUGCUUUUAGCAUCGACUAUUAUAUAAAGUAUGUACCUACUACUCUUUCAUUAAAAUAUUUCAAUUAGUUAACGUUCAAUCAAACGCAACGCGCUGAUUCAUAAAACAGUUCAUGCACUAUAUAUGAACCAACAAUGAGAACAUCAACACUUUGUUGUUGUUUUUUCCCCCAAUUUCUUAGCAGGCACGACAGAGUAGCAAAUUCUUGGAAGCGUUAAUAUAUGUACGUAAACUCAACUGAAGAUAUUUAUGCUUAAAACGAACACAUUAUUUCACCAACACUUUUUCAAUAGAUUAAAAACAAAUUUACUGAAAUUUAAUAUGGCAAAAGUUAAAUUCACUUGAACGAAUUUAUUUCCGCGCAAAACGACGCGUAAUGGCGGGCCGAACAAUGCAUUUCCGUGCGUUACGGCGAUUUGAAAUACGAAUAACACAGAGUGGUCAAAAAGCAUUAAAUUCUCAUAACAAAAGAAAAUAUAGGAAUUGUUUAUAAAUAUUUCCACUCCCCGAAAUUUCAAUGAAUAUUUAUCUAAAUUAAUAAAAUAAAUAUUAUUUCAUACACAACGUGUUGGCAGACCUUUUGUGUUUACUCCUGUCUAUUGGCUGAGUUACUGUGUUGCAUACUCGUACAGCAAAGUAUCCAGAUCAAUUGUCACAACACCGCAACUCAGCUUCGCUUGUUUUGAUUAAAUCACGUUGUGAUCUUACAUAUUUGCGAACUUACGCUAGGCCACAGUUCAUUUUUCAAAACUUUAAAAAUUUAAUUUUUUUCACAAAUAUCUAAAUUUUGCUAAUAAUAUUUUUAAAAUAUGUUACAGUUUAGUUACAUAUACAAUAAUAAUGAGGGAUUAAUAUAACAAUUAGUCGUACAGCCGCAUGUUGCAAUAUACUUAAUAUAUACUUACAUACAUACAUACAUUCAUAAACAUAAACAUGCAUAUAUGGAAAUAAUAAUUAAUUACAUACAUACAUAUAUUUGUAAGAAAGCUUAGACGUACACCAAAAAUGCAUAAGGAUACAUAUUUUUUGCGGGAUUUAAAGCUACAUUCAUAAUGAAUAUCAUAUUUGAACUUUGCUAUUGUACAGUUACGGUGAAUUGAUGUAAGUGUGCUCGUAGAUUAAUAAAUCAAAAUUAAAUUGGGUAUAAAGGAGUUCACUAACUCUAGUUGCAGAUUUACUACCUGUAAAAGUGGAUGCAAAUAAGCAUUUUUAGUCAUUGCAAGGCAUACAUACGAAGGCAAUGUUAAUGUAUUUGUAUAUAAAGCGAAAAUAUGCCCUACAAAAUUUGAAGUAAGACUUAUGGCGUUUUUCAAAGCUUUAAUGUAAUUGAAUUACCCGCUUAAUAUCAUCUCCAACGCAUUACCUUUAUUCAAUUCAGUUACGCUAUGCUAAUUUGGCCACAAAUGCAUGCAUGGAUGCCGGUUAAAUUAAAACGCAUUAAGAAAGGGUUACAGUCGCAACGAAAUAACAUUGCCGUUUUUCCGUUUGCCGUUUAUAUUCUUGCUCAUAAAAAAGCUAUCUCAACAACAAACACCACUUAAAAAACUAUAAAUACUAUCCUACAGGUAAAACAAAAUACCAACUAGCACUUGAAACAAUUUUCAGCAGGCCACUUUACUUCUCGAACUACAAACUUGACUUAACUUAACUUAUAGGUAUUGUAAACCAUCAUGAUUCAUAGAAACUUUAAUGCAAAAUAAGCCAAAUAAAAUAAGACAAAUAUGGAAGAAAAACAAAAAAUAGUUGAAGAUCAAAGUAAUGGCUCAUAAGUUUACCAGAGGUACUUAUAACGUGGAGAUACUCAUAUAGUAGUUAUAAAUUGAAAAAAGAUAUUUUCUCUUUCACAUCUCAAAAUACGUACUUUGCUGUAACUAAUAAGCACAGAUUCAAAACUCACCAGCCCAUCAAAGUAUUCACAAAUAAAAACAUAUAAAUAAAAUGCAUAUUUACAGGCAAAGCAAAAAACUGCACGCAUAAUUUUUAAUUAAACCACAAAAUCUAUAAAACCAAAACUCACUUAUCCUCUAACACUCUUAAGUACAUACAUACAUAGUACGAUAGGUUUAUAAUGAAAUAAACAUACGUAUAAUCAUAGAGCAGAGCAAAUGAAAAACGAAUAUAAAAUAAGGUACGUCGUAAGGAUGAAACUUUGUAAUUGCUAGGUAAUUUGAGAAAUUAAACAUUAAAUGCUUUGACAAA